Rubroshorea leprosula is the source of this 2442-nucleotide messenger RNA. The record is from the annotation of a GenBank genome assembly. NCBI's taxonomy places the organism in Eukaryota, Viridiplantae, Streptophyta, Magnoliopsida, Malvales, Dipterocarpaceae.
GUAGAGAUAGAAAGAGAGUGUUUAGAGAGAGAGAGAGAAAAAAAAAAAAAAAGAGAGAGAGAGUUCAAUUACUGUGAAAAAAAAAAAAAAAAAAAAAGAGAGAGAGAGUUCAAUUACUGUGAAAGCAUCUCUGCCUCCUCUUGUUCUUCUUCUUCCUUGCGAAUUUCGUUCUUGAUUUUGAUGGAGAUCUCCGAUCAGUUUUAGGACCAUUGUAGAAUCGCCGGAGAUUCUCUGUAGGACGAUCGCUGAUUUUUCUUUUUGUUUUUUUGGGUCCUUUUUUUUGUAAAGUUUGUAAGGUACUGUAGAGGAAAGCUUUCCCGUUCCCGAAGGAAAAAGUAAGAGCCCGUUUCGAUGGACUUGUACGGUCGGAAUCCGGGGCGGAAUGGGUCGCAAUCGGGUCAAGUACCUGAAUGGACUCCUCAGGGAGGUGAAGCCGGGAUUGAAGAAUCUAUGUGGGAAUUGUCACUGAGGAGCGCUGAGUCGUACCCGGAGCGGUCCGGAGUGCCUGACUGUGUGUACUAUAUGAGAACUGGGUUCUGUGGGUACGGUAGUAGGUGCCGGUACAAUCACCCUCGUGAUCGUGCUGCGGUUGAGGCAGCUGUAAGAGCCACGGGGGAUUACCCAGAACGACCAGGGGAACCUGCUUGUCAGUUCUAUUUAAAAACUGGGACCUGUAAAUUUGGUGCAUCUUGUAAGUUUCACCAUCCUAAACAUGGAGUUGGAUCCUUUAGCCAUGCUGCUUUGAAUACAUAUGGACUCCCAUUACGACCGGGUGAGAAAGAAUGCUCCUACUAUUUGAAAACGGGGCAGUGCAAAUUUGGUAUUACGUGUAAAUUCCAUCAUCCUCAACCAGCUGGCACAUCAGUGGCAGCAUCUGCACCUCAAUUUUAUCAGCCGGUGCAGUCUCCAUCAGUUCCUAUACCUGAGCAAUUUGGUGGGCCAUCUACCAGCUUGAGGGUGGCAAGGCCUCAGUUGUUACCUGGUUCAUAUGUUCAAGGGGCUUAUGGUCCUGUGCUGUUUUCUCCAGGAGUGGUUCCUAUUCCUGGUUGGAGUCAUUACUCAGCACCUGUAAGCCCGGUACUGUCUCCUGGUCCGCAGCCUGCUGUUGGUACAUCUGUCUACAAUUUAACACAGUUAUCACCAUCAACACCUUCACUUGCAGGUCCUUAUCCCUCAUUACUUCCUUCUACUGGCCCUUCAAGCAGUAGCCUGAUGGAACAAUCAUUUCCAGAGAGACCUGGUGAACCUGAAUGUCAGUACUAUAUGAGAACUGGUGACUGUAAAUUCAGAGCUUCUUGUAGGUAUCAUCAUCCUCGAGACAGGGUUGUGCCAAGAAUAAACUGUGCUCUCAGCCCAAUGGGGCUCCCUAUACGUCAGGGGGUGCAACCUUGUUCUUUCUACUUGCAAAAUGGGCACUGCAAGUUUGGGGCUACAUGCAAAUUUGAUCAUCCUAUUGGACCAAUGAGAUAUAAUCCAUCUGCCUCAUCUCUAAUUGAUAUGCCUGUUGCUCCCUAUCCAGUUGGGUCUUUGCUUGCUACACUAGCCCCAUCAACCUCAUCUUCUGAGCUGCGGCCUGAACUGAUUUCAGGAUCCAAGAAGGAUUCUUAUUUGAGCAGAAUCCCCACUUCUGGAAGCACCUCUAGCAGUUCAGUUGGCUUGAUCUUUUCACAGACUGGAUCUCCACUUUCUGAUUUGCCACUUUCAGGUCAGGGUUCUGUUUCUUUAAGCAGUAGCAGAAACACAAGACAAGGUGGUGAGGUCCGCCGUUCAAACUGAUGUAAAAUGCAAGAGCCAUUCUUCACAGUCCUGUGGAUUUGCUUUUACCAGCCUUUAUUUAUCGACUGUUAAUAGAUCUCAGUAAAUUAUAGGCAAAUUGUCAACUGUGCAAAGUUUUCUUCUGCAUCAAGGCUUAUCAACCAAACUGGUGCACCUCACAAUAGGAUUGUUCGUCUUUAUGCUAUAUAUAUUGUCCCAUGUUAUGAUAGAUAUUAGCCUCAAUAAGCUUUUGUAGCAUGGUAUGAACGUCCCGUCUUACAAAUAAUUACAUCAGAAAGCAGCUAGAUCAGGUCAGCCUCUGACUUUUCAACCUGAUGAUUUGUAUACUUGCAUUCUUGUGACUCUGCAAUGAAGAGGAUUGCUAGUUCCACAAAGUAUGAGCUGCUGUUUAUGUCAUGCCUUCCUCUCACUUGAUGUCAAGCACUAGUUUACUACCGUCUCUGGCUUCACUUACUCCCAUUUUUGUAGUUGCUAUGCUUAUCCUUUUUCUUAUUUCUGUCGAAGGGACAGGAGUGUUAGUGUUGGUUGCUUCCAUCUCUAAAUUCUAAGCGGAGAAUCUGCAAGGGGAUCUGGGAGAGGUUAUCUCAUUAUAGCCUUAAUUCUUAGAUGGAGACAGGUACUAGAUUUUAGCAUUCUGUUUGUUUGAAAUACAGAAACUUAUUGUAG